Molecule: messenger RNA, 768 nt
Organism: Papaver somniferum (opium poppy)
Lineage: Eukaryota; Viridiplantae; Streptophyta; Magnoliopsida; Ranunculales; Papaveraceae
Exons: 2
Coding region: 1-768 (255 amino acids)
Source: RefSeq, a predicted model, not a curated record
AUGAACAGAGCUUUACAUGCUAAAUGGGUUUGGAGAUAUGAGAAAGAAAAGAAAGCUCUUUGGAGGUCUAUCAUUCAUCAAAAAUUUGGAGGGCAUGUAGAUGCUUUAGUGCCAAAUGACUGUUCUAAACCUGUAGGAAAAAUUCUUUGGACUGGGAUCUUAAAGUCAAAGCCAAUCGUGCAGCUUUCAAGAAACAAGCAUGCAACUGUAGGUGAAAUGAUGGAAUUCACUGAGGGUAAUCAAGCUUGGAACCUAAAUUUCUCUAGAGUGCUCAAAAAUGAUGAAGUAGAUAUGGUGGCAAAUUUACUUCAGCUUAUAAGCAAUCCUCACAUAGCUGAAAAUGGUGAUGACACAAUAAUAUGGAUUCCAGGGAAUGCAUUCUCUGUAAGAUCAUGUUAUUUGGCUUUACAGGAUGAUGGUUUUCUCAGGUUUCCUUACAAGAGCAUUUGGAAUCCAAUAAUUCCAAUGAAGGUUAUUUUCUUUGCUUGGUAUUUUUGUUAUAAUGCAGCUCCUACUCUUGAUUCAAUUGGGAAAUCCAUUGUGAUUAAUGCCUGUAUUUUGUGUAAGAAAGCUCCAGAAACAAAUACUCAUUUAUUUUUGCACCGUGAGGAGACAGGAAAAUUGUGGAAUUUUUUCUUCAACAGCUUCAAGACCCAUUGGGUUUUUGGAAUUGAUGUUAGAACUACUAUGUGGGAGUGGUGCAGAAAGAAAAGGAAGUCUUUAAAAAGAAGACUGUACUUUUGCAAUUUGGUGGACAAUGUGGAAUGA